AUGAAGACGCUGUUGGUACUGGCGGGACUCGUGGCCCUGGCAUUGUCAGGUGCCGUACCACAACAACAGUUCAACUACAAGACUAAAACUGUCGACGCCGAGUUUGCGGCGAAACAGAAGAAAAUAUUUGAUCUUUUCUUCGCACCCCACCAAAUCGACACAGAUGCGGAAUAUUACAAAAUUGCUAAGGACUACAACAUUGAAGCGAACGUUGAAAAUUACACAAACAAGAAGGCUGUAGAGGACUUCUUGGUGUUGUACAAAUAUGGAUUCCUUCCAAAAAGUCACGUUUUCUCUAUUUUCUACGACAAACAGAGGGAUGAAGCCAUCGCUCUAUUCUACCUGUUCUAUUAUGCCAAAGAUUUCGAAACCUUCUACAAAACUGCCGCCUAUGCACGUGUGUACUUUAACGAAGGUCAAUUCCUGUAUGCGUACUAUAUCGCUGUUCUUCACCGUGCAGACACUAAAGGAAUAAUUCUUCCUGCUCCUUACGAAAUUUACCCCGAUUUCUUUAUUAACACAGAUGUUUCCUACAGAAUGUUCCGCACUAAAAUGCAAGGCGAAAUUUUCAAUCCUGCUGAUGCUGCUGAGUACGGCGUUGUCCGUGAAAACGACUACUAUGUAUAUUACAGUAACACCUCUAGCUACUGGUCUUACGGUGAUGAAGACAAGUUGUCUUACUUCACUGAAGACAUUAGCUUAAACUCUCACUACUACUUCUUCAACUCUUAUUUCCCAUUCUGGAUGAAAGGAGAUAUUUUCCAAGAAUGGAAAGAACGUCGUGGUGAAAGUUAUUUCUUCUUUUACAAGCAGUUGCUUGCCCGAUACUACUUAGAACGUCUUUGCAAUGGACUGGGUGAAAUUCCUGAGUUCUCGUGGAGUAAACCAAUCAAAUCUGGUUACCUUCCUUUCCUAACUUAUUACUAUCCUUUCAUUCAACGACCUGCCUACUACCAAAUACCUUACGAAAGCAAUAUUCAAGAGUUACAGUUCCUUGACACAUAUGAAAAAACUUUCUUGCAAUAUCUCGAGAGAGGCCGCUUCAAGGCUUACAACCAAGAAGUUGACUUCAGCAACUCAAAGUCUAUUAACUUCGUUAGCAACUUCUGGCAAUCAAAUGCUGAUUUAUACGAGAAGUUUGGACCUAGAAACUAUCUCCGCUCCUAUGAAGUCAUUGCUCGCCGCCUUUUGGGUGCUGCUCCGGAAUCAGUUGACAAAUACACCUACCUACCAACAGCGCUUGACUUCUACCAAACGUCUCUCCGUGAUCCAGUUUUCUACCAACUUUACAGCAGAAUUUUGAAAUACUUUAUUCAAUACAGGGAAUACGUUCCAACAUACACUAAAGACAUGCUUCACUACAUCGGAGUUAAGAUAAAUGAUGUUAAAGUUGACAAACUUGUCACAUUCUUUGACUACUUUGACUUUGAUGUUACCAAUGGCGUAUACUUUUCACCUGAACAACUGAAAACCUACAAAUUCACUCCCUUCAAAGUGCGCCAGCCACGCCUUAACCAUAAACCGUUUACUGUUACCGUCGAUGUUAAGUCCGACGUUGAAGGCGGUGCUGUAUUCAAGAUUUUCAUGGGUCCUAAAUACAACGGUGAAGGCUAUCCAAUCAGCUUGGAAGAUAACUGGAUGAACUUUGUUGAGCUGGACUGGUUCGUUGAAAAGUUGAAUGUUGGACAAAAUAAGAUUGAGCGUAGCUCAAGCGACUUCUUGUUAUUCAAUGAAGAUACAGUUCCAAUGACAGAAGUCUACAAGCUCCUUGAACAAGGCAAAGUUCCUGCUCACAUGUCUACUGAAACAGGCUUUAUGUCCUCCAGAUUGAUGCUACCCAAGGGAACAAAGGGAGGAUUCCCCUAUCAGUUCUUCGUAAUGGUUUAUCCCUACCAGGGUACGGAAAAUGUAACCAAGCCCAGUGCAAGCUUUAGAAUUGAUAACCAACCAUUCGGUUAUCCAUUCGACCGCCCAGUAAACGAGGCUUACUUCAUGCAACCAAACAUGUACUUCAAGGAUGUAUUUGUGUACCACGAAGAUGACAUUUUCCCAUACCAGUACUCGUAUCCCUACUAUGUAGGUCAAGAAACAAAAUUCAUGAAGUACUAA
Parnassius mnemosyne (clouded apollo) is the source of this 2109-nucleotide messenger RNA. The record is from the annotation of a GenBank genome assembly. Lineage: Eukaryota; Metazoa; Arthropoda; Insecta; Lepidoptera; Papilionidae.